AUGAAUUCCGCUGGAGACCGAUCCGUCAUCUCAAAUGACAUGCAGGAGCUUCGCGAGGGCGGCGAAGAGAUCUCCCACAAGAUCCAGGGCCACAAGGCGAACCUCUCCAACCCCAACACCAGCCAGGCCAGCAAGGAGAACAGCAAGAAGGAGAUCGAGGCGCUGGGAGGAGACGCGAACCACUACGGCAACGAGUCUGAUCCUCGAAGCAAGAGUGCAGCGGACAACUUGGAGGGAAGCCGAGUUGGUUGA
Molecule: messenger RNA, 252 nt
Organism: Fusarium tjaetaba
Lineage: Eukaryota; Fungi; Ascomycota; Sordariomycetes; Hypocreales; Nectriaceae
Product: conidiation con-6
Exons: 2
Coding region: 1-252 (83 amino acids)
Source: RefSeq, a predicted model, not a curated record